UUCUUUUCUUUAAAGGCCCGUCACGGAAUUCCCCAAUUUUCAGUCGAUGGUGUGGAGGAACAAGGCGGAAGUUCUAUACACAUAGCCCCUAUUUGUUUAUUCAUUUUCACACUGAUGGCUAUUUCACAGGCAGAGGUUUUCAGUUGUCUUAUUAUCUUAUACAAGCUGAUACUGUCUGCGAGAAACCGAUUUAUAUAACAGUUCUGAAGAACAUAUGGCACACUCUUACUUCCCCUUAUUAUCCAAUGGUCUAUGAGGGGAACGUAACUUGCACGUGGAUAAUCGAAGCUCAAAAUCCUAUUCAUUUUGUGGAGUUACAAGUAGACGACUCGGAAAUUGAAGAAUCUGUUGAAUGUGUUUAUGAUUCUCUGGCCAUUUAUGAUGGUAAUCAAUCGAAUUCUUCUUUAAUAAAACGUUGGUGUGGAAGAGAGAAGCCAAACAUCCUAAGCAGUCAAUCUGUAAUUCGGAUUGAAUUCCAUACAGAUGUUUCCUAUGAAUACAGAGGGUUUAAAUUCAGACUCAGAUCAGUUGACCCACGAAGCAUAUGCGGUCCAAUCAGCUUGGUUGCUGUAAAGAGUGAGGUCAAAUAUCUUACAUCUCCGACCAUCACAACACCUCACUACAGAGCUAUGUCAUGCUACUGGUUGAUUGGAACUCUAAAUAAGAAUCACAUAAUUAAGGUUUCAAUUAUUGUAUCAUCAUUCAACUCGGCUGAAGGUUGUGAGAACUCAUACCUCAAAGCAUACGACGGUUCGAGCGACCAGUCACAUUUGAUUGGACACACCUGUGGAAACAGUACACCCACCUACAUAUCAACUGGGAACCAGAUGCUGUUGACACUGAAAUCAACCAAUGUUAUCAACGGAUUCUUUCUGUCAUUUACAGCUCUAACAAAAUCCUAUGAAUGCACCAACGUUUUGUUAGAAAGUACAAGAGAAAAAUCCUACUUCGCAUCUCCAGAUUUCUCAGCUUCUUUGAAAAGUACUAACUCGUGUUCGUGGAUAGUAUAUACCCAAGUACCCGGAGAUAAGGUGCGACUUGAACUCGUAUUCACUGACAUUAUGAGUGAUGACAACUGCAAAGAUACCUACGUCGAUGUGUAUGAUGGACCAAACGAUCAAGGAUUGUUACUGAAGAAAUUCUGUGGUAGAGAAACUCCUUCCUUGAAAUCUACUGGCAGCCAUCUUUUCGUUCGACUCACUGGUCACAUUAAACAUGCAACUCGCUUCACCGCCGUUCAUUAUUCUGAACCGAAAGAAAAUAACUGCCCUGUUCUGAAGCUGCUUCAUGCCAAAAGGAUAACCCAAUUCUUCAAUGUAACACCAUUCAGUUUUCCGGAUGAUGGCAGGACUUGUAAAUGGUUUAUUUCAAACGGGGGAGGAAACGACACCAUUCUACUGCAGUUUCUUUUUACGAACAUGGGAGAAGAAAAUGAAGACUGCCAAUCAAAGUAUAUCGCUGUAUAUGAAGGUUCGCCAAACUCAAGAACACUUCUGAAAAAGUUUUGCCAUGAUGAAAAUCCGAUAUUCCAAACUGAAACGAAAUCGUUCCAUGUGAUGUUCUACUCCGAACACCCUAUAGUGGAUGUAUCAUUCGUAGCAAAAUACGAACUUCUUUCACCGACUCUUGAGUUAUAUAAUGAUUCAUAUAUGGUGGCUGAUGAUGAGAAACAGUAUUUUACAUCACCAGAUUUUUUCAACCAAACUGACAUUCCUAUGAAUAUUCAAUGGAUUGUUAUGGCAAAGGAAAUGAAUGAUGUUAUCGUUCUUGAGCUUGCUUACUCUGGAAUGCCCCAGUCUUACAAUUGCAGAGAAGCAGCCCUUCGGGUCUAUGAUAAUGUAUCAGAUAUUGAAACAGAUAAUAUGAUUGGUCAAUUUUGUGGACCGAAAACUGUUAGUAUAGUUUCUUCUACUAACAGAAUGCUGAUUUGGUACUCGGCGAACUGGUCAGCUCACAGUCGGGGUUUUAUGGCGGUGUAUUACUCAAAACCAAAAGGUACUAAAAUUCCUCAGCAGUCUCUGGAUCGAACUCCAACCAUUUGCAUCAUUCUCAUCGUGGCUGUGAUCAUAUGUAUUAUUUAUGUAUUUAACUGGUAUUGGCAGUGUUGUCGACACAACAAGAUAAACAGAUUACACACUUGGAGGACCUCUCGAAACAACUACCACAAAUUCGACAAUGAUAAUAUUGAAGAGUGAUAUUCAAAACACAAAAAUAUCAUUUACAAAAUAAAGAAGAAGAAAGUAAACAGCAGCAUUAGUAAUUACAUGUACAGAUCUAUAACUUUCACAAUACAAGACAAAGAUAAAGGAUUAUAUAUGUUUGUACAGAGCUGAUUAACUGAAAUUUUCUGAUGAAAAUAUUUUUGGUGUUGUUCCGAAUAGAGACAAUACAAUUUUUGAGAGAGAAGGGUAAAACGCAAAUGAGUUAAUUAAAUGUAUUACUGGUAAUACUCUUCUGUAUUUUUGAGAUGAGGAAUUCUGUACAUUAUUUACAUUAUUUACAUUAGACGGAUAUGUGUCCUCAUCUUGUUUAUUGUUACCAAAACGUUUCAGCUGAUUUAUUCUCUAGCUUUUUGAUAGGAUUUUGAACCCAGGACUGGUUCCAAAUCCUACCAGGACACCUGAUGAAGGCUGGAGAGUAAAUCAGCCGAAACGUUGCGGUAACAAUAAACAAGAUGAGGACACAUGUCUGUCUAAUGUAAAUAAUGUAAAUAAUGUAAAUAAUGUAUUACUGGUGUGUGAAAUGAAAGAAAGUAUCUGAAGAGCGAAAGAAAGUUUCCACUACCGCGAAAAUUGCACACAAGGGACGAAACUAUAAAUAUUGAAAGACAAUAGAUUAACAACUCUGUCUUAUUCUUUGAUUCAUUGUUCUUUCCCCAAACUGUUUUUAGACUGAAAUAUUAACAGUAGAAAAGUUCUACUAACACUAUA
Messenger RNA from Octopus bimaculoides (California two-spot octopus), 2930 nucleotides. Its product is annotated as cubilin. The record is from RefSeq and is a predicted model, not a curated record. NCBI's taxonomy places the organism in Eukaryota, Metazoa, Mollusca, Cephalopoda, Octopoda, Octopodidae.